AUAAUCUCUCGACAUGUGUGCAAUCGUAGAUUAAUCUUCGCUAUCGGUUUGCCCGAAGCCGGGGCAGCUGUCCGGGUCGCGAGGAGGCUCGCUCUUCAGUCGAGCAAACGUUUCGAGGCGACGGACGUUUCCCCUGUUCAAUGUUCGUCAAUAAACACCGGGACAAGUUUCGCCUCGAAAAAAAGUCCCCGAGCAGAAUCUCAAGGCGAUGGAAAUUCGUGAUCGCUGGUCUCAUCGGAAGUGGCUCGGGCCUGCUCUUCCUGAGCACGUGGAGUCCUGGGUCCGAGCAGGGGAAGUCGACGACGACGGGAAACCCGAACGCUCGGUUCCUCGGUCGCCUCGGCCGAUCGGGAUCAGAAGAGCUUGGAAAGACGAUGGAACGCUGCGAAAUUAGCGGCUGCGCCACUGUCACUUGUGGCUCGAUUUCCGAAUCUGAAAAUCCUGGAGAAAUCGCCUCGGGUUUCAUAAAUCAGGAGUUUGCAGUUCAAUGUUGGAAGGCGAGCUCCGUUGAGCGACUGGAAUUUCAAUCCUGCACGUUCCCCCACAACGAGCUCGGCGCCGAUUGGCUGACCGCGGCGUUACCGAUUCGACAGUUGGCGUUCGAGGAUUGCGGCCUCGAGGACCUGCCCGAGGGCUCGUUCUCCUCGGACGCUUUUUCAGCCCUCGAAUCUCUCGCGAUAACGGCAGCGAGGGUGAGGGUUUUGAAAAAAAGGACGUUCGAGGAGCUGACGAAUUUGAAACAGUUUUUAUUGAGCGGAAACGCGGUCGAGGAAGCGGAAAUUGACUUGCUGAGCCCAGUCGCCGAUUCCCUGGAGGAUUUGGGCCUCGACGCUUCCCUGACGAGCGUCAAAGUCCUGGAAAACAUGACCGGCCGUGCGAGCCUGACGAGAGUGAAAAAUUUGUAUCUCCGCUGGAAUUUUCUGGGCACGAUCCCUCCGGAGACGUUCAAAUCCCUGCCAAACGUCGCUGCGAUUCAUCUCACGGGAUCCUCAAUCAGCGAAAUGCAUGUUGACAGCUUCAAGGGCACGCGAUCGUUGGAAACGUUGUUUCUCAACGACAAUUUAUUGACGAGCCUCCCCCGCGGCAUAUUCGAUCCAGUUUUACUCGCGAAUUCUCAGUUCAAAGUCUCGUUGAGCAACAAUCAGUGGCGCUGCAGCUGCGACUUCGAUUGGAUUCUCUACCUGCUGAACUCGAGUCGAGAAAUCUUCAUGGAAAGCCCCAGGUGCUCGAGCCCCGAGAGAAACGCCUUUCUGUAUUUCACGAGCGCUAAAUUUUGCGACGAUUCGAAUCCGGAUGUCGGCACGAGCUUGGGGACGACGGCGGUACAAAACGUCGCGAGCACCGAGGCCGUGGAGACGAGCAGAACGUACGUGAAGUUCACUUGUCAAAUGGACGAGAGCGCGAGAGCUUCGACGAGAAAAUUAUUUGCUACCGAGGAGUGGAAGUUCCCAUCGCGCCACCCGGACUUUGCGGUUCGCUGUUUGGAGGGCGGCGACCUCGAGGUAAGUUUCAAAGCCAUCGAGGGUCGAGCGUUCUCGUUGAUUUGGUUCGAGAACGACGCGACGAGCGACGAUUCCACCUCGAAGAAAAUCGGUUGCCGUAGAAACGUCGCUGCGCCUUUUCUCCUGAAGAGUCUCGCCUCGAAUUCGACUUACACGGUUUGCCUGCUCGACAAUUUCGAAGAAUCGCCUUCGCCCUUGAACUGCUUAGCGGCGAGAACAUUUACGCUUGCGGAGGACGACAAAAGCGUGGUUAUUUCAGUCGCCGUGGGCUUGUUCCUGAUCGGCGGGGUGCUCAGUGCACUCUCGUCGUUUUUUCUCCUCCGCAAAAAUCCCUCGCUUCUGCGUGGUAGCAAGAGAAUCCUGAUGGUGAAGAAGCGCGGGAUCGACGCUCUCGUCUUGCCCAAAGGCGCGAACCUCAACUAUCUCAAAGAGGGCAAAAUCGAAGGGAGCAUCAAGUCUUCGAAGGAAAGACGCUCGAAGACCAACUUCGAAUCCAGCUACCUGAUGCCCUUGAGAGCUCAGCGCUCGAUUCCCGAUCGAAAGUUUUCCUGCUCACCGGUGAGCCCUCCGAGACGCAAAGACUCCAAAGUCUCCAGAGUCAGCUCGCUGUACAGCACCGGAAGUUACGUCUCCGGAAUCGAAGCGACUCCCAGCGAACUGUACAACUGGCGGAACACCCUCGCUUCGAAGAGCCUCUACGCCGCUUGCUUCGGCGAGGACCAGGAAUUCGAUCGAUCGCCGGCGACCCCACCGCCGCUGCCUCUCAGGACCUUCGGCUCGUCGGUCCCGUCGCUCUCCCUCGCCAUCGACUCCGACAAUCAUUCCGACACUUUGAUGCACUUUUGAUCCCCCAAUUCCGGACACCCUCGUCGUGGGAAUCCGGAAAUCGUGAGUCCGGUGAACCGCCCCAAGUACGCGAAUCCGAUAGCUCCUUGUCAAUGAUCGUGGACGAAAAAACCCCUUCGAAAAUCCCUUCCGACUGGUUCCUCGCGAGCCGGCAGCCGGAGGGCUCCAAAUUCGACGAGGUCACCUGCGCAACCGGCACUCGUGAAGCUACGAUUUUUCAUAAUUUGUCAGCCCCCGAAUCGGCGAUUGAAAUCUAAAAUAAAGCGAGUUUUCACUCACGACGAAUAGCCCUUGGAUCCCCGGUGCGUCG
Molecule: messenger RNA, 2658 nt
Organism: Venturia canescens
Lineage: Eukaryota; Metazoa; Arthropoda; Insecta; Hymenoptera; Ichneumonidae
Exons: 3
Coding region: 141-2348 (735 amino acids)
Cellular component (GO): extracellular region
Molecular function (GO): protein binding
Source: RefSeq, a predicted model, not a curated record